CGGGGCGGGCCGGGCCGGCGGAGCGGGGCCCUUUAAGAGGUGCCGGCGGCGCGGGAGGGCGGCACAGGGCCGGGCGUGCAGCGAGUCGCGGCCCCGCCACCGGCUAGGGUAGAGCCGCAGCGAAGCCCCUCGGACGGCCCCCGGAGCCGGCUGCACCGAGAUCCGUUGCACGGUGCCCGGCUCCCGCUGCACGGACCCCUGGGCUCUGCCGCAUCGCGCCCCACUCCACGGACCCCCGGAUCCCACUACACCGAGACCCAUUGUACGGUGCCCGGCUCCCGUUGCACGGACCCCCGGACCCCACCGCGGCGGACUCCACUGCGCGGACCCGCGGAUCCUACCCCAUCGCCCCCUAUCGCAGCCCGUCUCCGGACCCUAUCGCACCGAGCCCCGCUACACGGUGCCCGGACCCCCAUUACACCGGACCCCUACUCCCCAUUGCGCGGGCCGCCGGUGCGGCGGGCAUGGCAUCCGGGAGCCGGCCCUGGGGGGCCCUGCUGCUGCUGCCGCUGCUGCUGCUGCCGGCGGCGAGCCGGGCGGGCGGCGGAUGCGCGGGGGAAGGCGGCCCGCUGGAGCCCUUCGACGCGCUGUACGCCAGCGGCGUGGAGGCGUACUACGGCGGCGACUUCGCGGGCGCGGCGCGGUGCCUGGAGCGGGCGCUGCGCAGCCGGCGGGAGCUGCGGGCCGCGCGGUUGCGGUGCCGGCGGCGCUGCCGCGGGCAGGUGCGGUUGGCGGCGCCGGGUCCGGGCGCCGGAGGAGACCUGCCCUUCUUCGGCUCGGUGCUGCGGCGUGCCGGCUGCGUGCGGCGCUGCGAGGAACCGCGGCUGGGAGCCGCCUCCCGCCACCGCGCCGCCGAGGAGGUGCGCGCCGACUUCCAGCGCAGGGUGCCCUACAGCUACUUGCAGCGCGCCUACAUCCAGAUGAACAAGCUAGAGGAGGCAGCAAAUGCAGCUCACACCUUCUUCAUGGCAAACCCUGAGCACAUGGAGAUACAGCAGGACAUCGAGAACUACAAGACCACGGCAGGGAAGGUCAGCUUGAUUGACCGGGAGGCCAAGCAGCACAUGGAGGAUUACAGUGCUGGAGUAAGGCACUACGACAAGGAGGAGUACGAGCUGGCCGUUGAAUUCUUGGAGCGUGCAUUGAAAGGGUACUACGUCGAGGAUGAAGAUUGCCAGAUCAUGUGUGAGGGACCGCAGAGAUUUGAGGAGCACGAGUACCUGGAAUAUAAGGCUGGCCUCUAUGAAGCUAUUGCAGAUCACUACAUGCAAGUUCUGGCUUGCAAACAUGACUGUGUCCGAGAACUCGCCACGCGUUCAGGCCGUAUCUCGCCCAUUGAAAAUUUCCUUCCCCUCCAUUACGACUACUUGCAGUUUGCCUAUUACAGAGUCGGUGACUAUGUAAAAGCCCUGGAGUGUGCCAAGUCCUACCUCCUCUUCCACCCGGACGAUGAAGAUGUCUUGGAGAACGCAGGUUAUUAUGAGAGCCUCUUGGAAGGUACGAUGGAUCCAGACACCGUCAAACCCAGAAAGGAAGCAAAGACGUUGCUGCGGCGCCAUAAGCUGGAGUCUCACCUCUUGCAGGUGGCUGCGGCCAGCCUCGGGUACACCUACACGGAGCCGAACUACUGGAACAGGUACGGUGCCCGCCAGGAUGAGCACAGCGUCCCAUCAAGUAUCAGCAGUGAACCAGAGGAUGGGCCCCGGCUGUCCCUGGCAAAGAAACCCAUGCCAAAACCAGAUCGAGAGUUGAAGGAGGGGGGUCCGCUUCUCUACAGCGACGUGAAAUUUGUCUACAACUCGCAGCAGCUGAAUGGCACCCAGCGAGUACUCCUGGAUAACGUCAUCUCGGAGGAGCAGUGCCGAGAGCUUCACAGGGUGGCCAGUGGAAUCAUGUUGGCUGGAGAUGGUUACAGGGGCAAAACCUCCCCCCACACUCCGAACGAGAGAUUUGAAGGAGCCACUGUCCUCAAAGCCCUCAAGUACGGCUACGAGGGCCGUGUCCCACUGAAGAGCGCCCGGCUUUUCUACGACAUCAGCGAGAAGGCUCGCAGGAUCGUCGAGUCCUACUUCAUGCUGAACUCCACACUCUACUUCUCCUACACCCACCUGGUGUGCCGCACCGCCCUCUCCGGCCAGCAGGAGAGGAGGAAUGACCUGAGUCACCCCAUCCAUGCUGACAACUGCCUCUUGGACCCCGAGGCCAACGAGUGCUGGAAGGAGCCUCCUGCCUACACCUUUCGGGAUUACAGUGCCCUCCUGUACAUGAACGCGGAUUUCGAAGGAGGAGAGUUCAUUUUCACUGAGAUGGAUGCCAAAACUGUGACGGCCUCCAUCAAGCCAAAGUGUGGGCGAAUGAUCAGCUUCUCGUCAGGCGGCGAGAACCCCCAUGGGGUGAAGGCGGUUACCAAAGGCCAGCGGUGCGCUGUGGCUCUCUGGUUCACCUUGGACCCACUUUACAGAGAGCUGGAACGAAUCCAGGCAGAUGAAGUGAUUGCGAUGUUGGACCAGGAGCAUCUAGGACCCAGUGAAAUGAACAUCAACCCAAAGGAUGAGCUAUGAACUAGGCCAAAGACUUUUUCUAUUAAAUAUUUAUUUAAUAUUGUUAAUCUUAUUAGAACCCUUCUAUUUUUGUACAGAGCUGCUGUAUAAAUUAACAGGUUAAUAUGAUUGUGGAGUUUCAGGCGUGCCUCUUCUGUGUUUAGCACAGCUCUUGCUGGGACCCCUCAUCUCUGUGCCAGCAUCUCCUGCUGCGACUGACUCUGUGUCUGGGGUUCCCUGUCCUUCCGUGGCACUUCUCAGGAUGUAUUCAGGCCCACUGUACCCCCUUGGAGAACCCCUUUUUUUUCUUUCUCAGCCAGAAAUAGCUGCUUCUCUUUAGCCUCUGCUAGAGAAAUGUCUCAGGUGUGAUAACAGACCAGUCUUCCUGCCCCUGCUAAGUGCUGGCUGAAGACCCGGGCAGUGCUGCCCUUGGGGAAACUGGAGCACAAGUCAGUUAUUUCCAUCUCGGAGCCCUUCACUGUUUGAAAUAUACUUUUUAGGGAAAAAACAAAGCAAAACCCAGGCCCUAGCAAAAUGCAUAUCUCCCUGUAACCAUGCAAAGCUGGCAUUUGGGCAUUAAUUCUGAGCAGAGCUUCCAGAAGUCACCUGCUGGGCCCAGCCAAGAAGGGGUUUGAUUUCCAGCUGACUCCAGUGAAAUAGGGUCUAUCACUCAUGUUCAAUCCCUGCUCUUGCUAGUGGCCUGGGAUGUAUGAAAGAAACUGCUUCACAUCACAUCCUUUUUUGCUUCUAGCCCAGUGCUGCUGCUGGUAAAACCCAAGGUUAGAAGUCAUCGUUUCCAGGUCCAUUUUGGAAAGCAGCUGACAGGCUCAGGGAUGUUACUGUGCCAUGGUGUUGGGUGAUCAUGGCGCAGCUUUGUACUCCAGAUGUCCUGGCUGCGUCCUCCCAUCCUGACAGUGCAGGAGCAGCAGUUGUUCUUGGUGUGGUAGCAUCUGUUUCCUCAGAGUAUUUCUGACCCAGUCUGAGGGUGUUGCAGUGAAAGCACAUGCUGCUUAUCACAAGAGAUUUACUAUGAUGCCAGUAACUGCUGCUAAGCUAGUACAUCAUCCCCCUCCCACCAUUAAAUUAACUCCUCUGUGUGUGUGGAUCAGAGCAGCCCCUACCUCAGUCAAAACGAACACGGAAGUCACAGAACUGCCCACAUUCCAGACAUAGGGACAGCUUUUAUUUUGACCCAACAGCUGCUUCUGCUGCUAGAAAACAGUUCCUGAAAGGAAGGUUGCAGCAGUUUUUACUGUUGAAUUUACUGCAAGGCUGCUGUCUCUCCAGAAAGCACUGCAGGGAUCUUGGCUGGAAUUUGCAUCCCUGAGCAGCUUUGCUCAGUUCCCUGCUGCACUGGCACUUUCUUAGUCCUUUUCUGCUCCCCUCUGCCAGCUUCGACAUUUCCAGGACUUAAAAUCUGCAAUAGGGAACUGUCUUUUCAUGCAGCUUGUGCCUACCCAAAUCUUCCAUGCUCAGCAGCACCCUCUUCUAAUGCAGUCACUGGCUGCAAAGGCCAUAGACAAGGAUGGUCCUUCUGUAGAGACCCCCUCAAAAGCUGGUCCUGGGCAAGAUAAAGAGGAACUCAGCACAUCUGGAAAAAACAAAUGCCCAGACUGUGAAGGGGGCACCAUUACUGCCAAGAAAAUGAUGGAAGGGUCAUUUGGUGCACCUCCUCCACUGUGGAAGCUGCAGGGGAGAAAGCUCUUGAGUGUUUCUGAGCCACUAGUGUAGUUUGUUUCUUGGUGGUUAUCUCCCUUCCUUAUAGACUGUUGAAAAGUUUCAUUGUGUUGGCUCCCCAAAGAACUGCCCACAGCUCUCUGCUUUCAGAGACCCGUCCUUGCUUACAUGCCUCCCCUGCAAAUCCUAAGUCGCCCUUUUCUAAAAUAGCCAGAGGAAAAGCUGGAGGGAAGAAGGGGAGGGCAGCUGGAGACCUGAAAUGAAAUGCCAGUUGUGUUGUCCCCCCCCAUCUGCACCACACUAGUGCAUCCAAGGCUUGACUCAUACAUGCUGUACCUUCAGCAUGAGUUUGUGCUGCCAUCCCCCUGACAACCACAUCUGCUUGAGCACAUCCUGCAGAGCUCCCCCCGCAACUGCCCCAAGGAGCUCGGUGCAGACCCUACCCUCCCAGGGGCUGCAGGGAUCCCGCCAGCUGGUCCUCCUGCGGGGAGGUGGGGAGGGCAUCGCAGGUCGUGGUUUGUUUGCUGCUGUGGUGGUUAGCCAGAGCUGUGUCUAAAUCCAGGGGAAAUAAACUAAACAACA
Molecule: messenger RNA, 4799 nt
Organism: Grus americana (Whooping crane)
Lineage: Eukaryota; Metazoa; Chordata; Aves; Gruiformes; Gruidae
Gene: P3H2
Product: prolyl 3-hydroxylase 2
Exons: 15
Coding region: 465-2561 (698 amino acids)
Biological process (GO): collagen metabolic process
Cellular component (GO): endoplasmic reticulum
Molecular function (GO): protein binding; procollagen-proline 3-dioxygenase activity; L-ascorbic acid binding
Source: RefSeq, a predicted model, not a curated record